Penicillium soppii is the source of this 1218-nucleotide messenger RNA. Its product is annotated as putative integral membrane protein Pth11-like. The record is from RefSeq and is a predicted model, not a curated record. NCBI's taxonomy places the organism in Eukaryota, Fungi, Ascomycota, Eurotiomycetes, Eurotiales, Aspergillaceae. The transcript has 3 exons. The coding region runs from base 1 to 1218 and encodes 405 amino acids.
AUGAAUACCACCACUGUCUUCGGACCACCACCGCCUGGCGUGAACCUUGAAGACGAUAGGACUUCUCAGGACAAUGCUGUUGUCGCAACGAUAUGCGUUCUUUCUAUACUUACUGUCCUUCUCCGGUAUUUUGUAAGACUUCAUAUCCAAGGAGCGAGGCUGGAAGUCGACGAUUGCUUGGUUGGUGCUUCUGUUGUUCCACUAGCAGUACUGCUUGCUAUAUCUCUCCUUGGUGGUUAUCACGGAUUUGGGAAACAUGUUUGGUGCACGACAUUGGAAGACAUGGUUAUUAUGAAGAAAAGCCUGUUCGCAUGCUGCUUACUAUAUCUUGUCGAACUCCUCCUGAUAAAGGUCUCAAUCCUUAUGUUCUAUCGCCGAAUCUUUGGCAUGAACUGGAUGAUUUGGGGCUGCCUUAUCAUAUCCGGUUGCUGGUGCAUAGGGAGUAUGAUCGCAGCUCUAUGUGCUUGCCAGCCAGUCUCAUAUUUCUGGAACGAACUCACUGAUCCCACUUCUGGGAGAUACCGAUACAAUUUCUACUAUUAUUAUAUCGGCAACGGAACCGCCAAUAUGGUAACCGAUGUUCUGAUCUUACUCGUCCCAAUGCCGAUUAUUUGGAGGCUCCAAAUUCGAACGGGCCAGAAGAUUGGAGUAUGCAGUAUUCUGCUCCUUGGAGGCUUGUAUGAUAUUAUAUUUUCACUCACUUUGCCGGAUUCCAACGCUAAUAUGAUACUUUUGAUUAGCGUCUGCGUCGCAAGCAUUGUCCGCAUCUACUACAUCACCUUCCUCGACGGUAACAUGGACUUAACAUGGGCCUUAAGCGAUGUCAAUGUGUGGUCAACAGUUGAGCCUUGCAUCGGUAUAAUCUGCGCCUGUUUACCAGCUCUACAACCACUUAUCCGCUUAAUAGCCAAAAGGAUACCCAGCAAACAACAUUUCGGAGCUGGACGAAGGACGGCUACAAUUCAACGGCCAAGGCCCUUCAGCAGACACACAAAGAGCAGGAAAAGUAGUAUACAUGAGGUGUGGCAUGGCCAACAACAAGACUGCGAUUCGAGUAUGAAACCCUUUUUCCGCUCGGGGGAAGAUCAAAUGCGUUUAAACACCAUCACGACCCGCGUUGAGAUGGAGCAGGAUUCAAAACAGAGGGAUAGCUUAGAGGAGAGAUUGGAUCCUAUGGCCAUUCGUGUUAAGCGAGUUGUGCAUUGGAGUGUGGAUUAG